UAAGUACCAUAAACGAUAUUAUUUAUUUUAAAUUACGUUUUAAAGCCAAAGAUCGUAUUUAUUGGCGAAAAUAUUGCGAUUUCUUCUCGACUAUUAUAUUUUUUGUUACGCUUUCAUCAUUUUCAAUUCAUAAUUUAUGUCGCGAUCGUUUUCGUUUUGGUUGCAUUUCGGGACAUUUUGAUGAAAAAAUGGCUUUUUGGUAUAAAAUUAAGAAUUAAUAAAAUGUCAUCUAGAAAGAAAGUAUUACUAAAAGUUAUAAUACUUGGAGACAGUGGAGUUGGAAAAACAUCCUUAAUGAAUCAGUAUGUCAAUAAGAAAUUCAGUAAUCAGUACAAAGCCACAAUAGGUGCAGAUUUCUUAACGAAAGAAGUAACAGUUGACGACAGAUUGGUUACAAUGCAGGUAAUGAUAAUCACUAACUACAAUUUAAGGCAAGACUCAAACUUUCACCACAUCUUUUGAUUGCUAAGAAUUUUUUUACAUAUAUACAAAUAUUAAGCAUAAAUACAGUUUCUUUCAAAUACAAUUACUGUGUAAAUAUGUGACUGGAAGGUCGUCAUCUUUCGAUGCCAUGUCAGGAUGACACCACUGUGUCCCAUUCGACACAGAAGUCAUGAUGGUAAAUUUUUUUUUUGUUAGAAACUAUGUUUUGCGAGCAGUUGUGUGCUUGAGCGAUUGGAUUCCAGGUGGAGAUCUAUGAGACAGUGCGAAAAAAGUAAUGCACUGAGAUACUAAGUUUAACAAACAAAUAACUGUUUAUUUGAAAAGAAAAAGGUUUACAUGAUAUAUACAUUGUAGUAUGUCGAAAUAACUGACCUAUAUACCAUAGGUGGUCACAAGAGAGAGCAUUUACAGUAGAGCAUGCAAGGAUAAAUACCUUCUAGAGGAGUGGUUGCAGGCUGGGUUGAUAAGAUAAAAGUUCUCGAAGAUAGUUUGUAUUCUAUAAAUCCAUCGUAGAAGAUAUGAUCAUACACGAGAAGGAUGAAGUAUCUGUGGAGAUUGUGAAAAUAUCCAUUGAUGCAGAGCCAAUGUAUCCGGCAAUAGAAUAAAUUGAUGUCUCUGAAAGGACUAACUGAGGCACACAAACAAACGAUUGACCUGCUUGAGGAACUGGUGAUGACUGACUCAUCGGGCUGUCAAUUUUUAUAUUAAAAUUGGUGGCAUAUGGCUGGGAGGUUAAAAGAUUGUGGGAAAGCAUUGCUUUUGCCAUCAAGAACAUGUAAAACAAGAUGUUCUCAGGUAGUAGUUGACAAUUAUCAAAAUAUAUAUGACAAAAUUGUGUUUUUUUUGGUUGAAGUCCAGGUUCCCACAAAUAUUAUAUUUAACAUCUCAACACAGGUGCAAGAUAUGGCUUUAUGAGAUUCAAAUACUGUAAAUACAUACUCAUGUUUCUAUGUUGAAAGUAAUUUAAAACAUAAUUAAGGGAAAUAUUUAACAUUAUUCACUAAUGCUGAUUUAAUACUAUCUAGUAAAAACUAACUUACC
Messenger RNA from Centruroides sculpturatus (bark scorpion), 1485 nucleotides. Its product is annotated as ras-related protein Rab-7a-like. NCBI's taxonomy places the organism in Eukaryota, Metazoa, Arthropoda, Arachnida, Scorpiones, Buthidae. Gene Ontology annotation, molecular function: GTPase activity; GTP binding. The record is from RefSeq and is a predicted model, not a curated record. Gene Ontology annotation, cellular component: late endosome; phagocytic vesicle; lysosome. Gene Ontology annotation, biological process: phagosome-lysosome fusion. The transcript has 3 exons. The coding region runs from base 181 to 462 and encodes 93 amino acids.